CACAAGGCGAGCGAGGAGGAAAAGAUCACGGAGAUGAGAGCGCAGAUGCAGUCGGAGCUGCAGGAGGUGGAAGCUGAGUUGGAUAUCCUGCACAGAUUCCUGGCGGGAGAGCAGGUCCUGCUGCUCCGGCAGCUCCGGGAGCGGCACGAGGCUCUCCUGGCGCUCCGCAGGCUCCUCACGGAAUCCCAGGCCGCCGCGCGGCAGCACGGGAUGCAGCUUCUCAGGGAUAUCAAAGGAACCAUCAUCCGGUGUAAGAACAUGAAAUUCCAAGAGUCUGAGCUGGUGCCAGUGGAUGUGGAAAAGAAAGUCAGGAAUUGCUUCCUGAAGGAUGUGAUCCUGAGGAAAAUGGAGAAGGUGUUCCAUAAAGUGCCCCAAGCUGACAUCACCUUGGAUCCAUGCACGGCACAUUCACGUCUCAACCUCUCCUUGGAUCUCCGCAGCGUCCGCCUGAGCGAGCGACGCUCCGAUCCCUCCGGAUACACCUCCGGAAGCGACUUAUCCGUCCUGGGAACACCAGGAUUUACUUCCGGACGUCACUAUUGGGAAGUAGAGGUCAAAGGUCGCCGUGGUUGGGCCGUGGGAGCCAUGCAGGAAAACGCUGGAUGUCGGGAGAAAAGUUUGGGAAGAGAAACCACUCCAAGGAGAGAAAUUUGGGCCAUAGGGAGCAACGGGAAGAAAUUCCACGCGCUAACGGCUACAGAGCAGACGGUGUUGGCGCUUCUGGAGCAGCCAAAACGUUUUGGGAUCUACUUAGAUUACGAGCGAGGACAACUUGGUUUUUACGACGCCGAGAACAUGAGUCACAUCCACACGUUCCGCGUUUCCUUCCGACGGCAAAUCUUCCCGUUCUUCCGUGUCCUCGCCAAGGGCACUCGCCUCCGAAUCUGCCCCUGA
Molecule: messenger RNA, 894 nt
Organism: Acanthisitta chloris (rifleman)
Lineage: Eukaryota; Metazoa; Chordata; Aves; Passeriformes; Acanthisittidae
Gene: TRIM41
Product: tripartite motif containing 41
Exons: 6
Molecular function (GO): protein binding
Source: RefSeq, a predicted model, not a curated record